Messenger RNA from Thecamonas trahens ATCC 50062, 4052 nucleotides. RefSeq names its product WD repeat protein 19. NCBI's taxonomy places the organism in Eukaryota, Apusomonadida, Apusomonadidae. The record is from RefSeq and is a predicted model, not a curated record. The transcript has 2 exons. Gene Ontology annotation, molecular function: protein binding. Gene Ontology annotation, cellular component: intraciliary transport particle A; cilium. Gene Ontology annotation, biological process: intraciliary retrograde transport; cilium assembly. The coding region runs from base 1 to 3999 and encodes 1332 amino acids.
AUGGUGGCCUCGGCAGGCCCCAACUCGUCGGUGUACGUGACCGACCGGCACGGCUCGCGCCUCGGCGCCUUCCACGUCUCGGGCGCGGUGGUGGCCAUGGCCUUUGACGCCGACUCGGAGACGCUAGCGGUCAUUUCCGACGGCUCGCGAGCUAUCAAGUUCUGGAACUCGAACACCCGCUCCACUUCGGAGCUGGAGACCAAGAUGAAGGGCCUAUCGUUCAUGACUUGGGCCGCUGCGGGUGCUCUCCUUGCCGUCGGCACCGUCAAGGGCAACCUGCUGCUUGUCGACCGCAUCAAGGGCCGCCUCGUCCCUAUUGUCGGCAAGCACACCAAGACCAUCACCCACGGCGCGUGGUCGACUGACGGUGUCCUUGCUCUCGCUGCCGAGGACCGCCAGGUCACCAUCUCGUCGCCGCGCGGCGACACGGUCGACUCGAUGAUGUUCAAGUCGCCGCCGCGCCUCCUUGCCUUUGGCGCCCGCAAGGCCGGUACCGGGUCGGCCUCGGCAUCAGCUGCCACAGCCCUCUCCACCCAGCCGACACUCUCGCUCGUCAUCUCGGACGCCGUCGUUGUCCUGCAGGACGUCGAGCUCCAUGCCGGCGCCGUCGGAACACCGACAGAGCUCACCUUUUCGUCGGCAUACGGCCCCAUCGCCGCCUACGCCUGGCUCGCCGACGGCUACCUCGGUGUCGGUUUUGAGCGCGGCCACUUUGUGGUUGUCUCCACUCAUGCCAACGAGCGCGACUCGGAGGUCUUCUCCGAACAGCUUCACUCGUCGUCGCUUGUCGACGUGGCGUACUGCGAGGCGACUCGCGAGGUGGCCACCGCCGGCGACGACGCCAUCGUUGUCAUUUCUCUCGCCUCAUGGUCGGUCACGCAUACCAUCUCGCUGCCAGAGCUCACAGGCUGUCUCCGCUCGCUGUCGUGGGCGCCCAACGGCCAGCUCCUCACCGUUGCCACCAACCGUGGCGACGUCAUCACCCACUUGACGCAGGUCCCGGUCAUCGGCGCCGCCCAUGGGACGCUGCUGGCCUCGCUAGCUUCGCUCCGCGAAAUCGCGCUCAUCCAGACGCACAAAGAGUCUGGCCUGCCCACGCCCGUCGCCCGUGCUUCCGACCUCCCGCCGGACGCGCUCUUUCUGCCGGGCCCGCGCCUCGCUGUAGACCACGAGCCGGCGCUCCUUGCCCUCGGCCCACGCCACCUUGCCGCUGGCUCGAACAACACGCUGCGCUACUACGACUGGGCGGCCUCGCCGCCGGCUUUGGUCAUGGAGCGCGACUACGUGACCACCAUCGAGCGGGUGGUGCUCAACGCAUCGCACGCCGCAGUCCUUGCUGGCCGGCGCAUCUCCAUCCACUCGCUACUCUCGCCGAACGCGCCGGUUCUCUCCAUUCCGGAGCGUGGCGAUGCCAAUGUCACGUGUGUGGCGCUCUCUGAGCAGUUCCUUGCCUACGGCACUGCCGACGGCGGCAUCCACGUCGCCUUGCUCGGCGCCGAUGGCGUGCCGGCGUCGGUAGCCCAGUACGCGCUGCCGGCGGGCGUCACCGCGCUCUACCCCAACGCUAACGGGACGCGCAUAUUUGUCCGCGACGACUCGGGUGCAGGCCAUGUGUACAACCCGGUCAACGAUGCGCUUGUUCCAGUCCCGCACCUCCCGCGAGUGCUCAGCGGUGUGCUGUGGGACCAGAAUGUCCUUGAUGACCUUGACGCCGUUCAGGACUGGGGCGUCUUUGUGGCGUACGAUGCUGACAUCGCCAUAACCUAUGCUUACUUUCCACUCACCGUUCAGGGCGCGACGGUCGAAAAGGUGGCUGUCACCCACUUGCCGCGUGGCCACGUUCCAAUGCUCCUCCGCUCCGGCUCGCUCGUCACGCUCUCGGCGUCCGGCACGCCUGCGCACGUUGUCCUCGCCUCGCACAACGCGCUCGGCGCCGACGCCGCUCCGCUCGAGGCCUUUGAGCAGAACCUUGCGCUCGGCCGGCUGUCGGCGGCCUGGCGCGCUGCGGUUGCGCUCGACAACGUCGAGGUGUGGAACGAGCUCGGCUCGGUGGCGCUCGCUCAGCUCGAUGUCGAGCUCGCUACCCAGGCCUACCGCCAGAUCGGCGACGCCGGCAUGGUGCUGUCGCUCGAGGGCCUGGCCGAUCUGGAGGACCGCUCGCUGCUCGCCGGCUACGUCGCCAUGUUUUUGCCCAAGGUUGCUCUCGACAUGCGGCGCGACCUGCUUCACUGGGAUGCUGCGCUCCAGCUCGCCACCACGCUCGCGCCCAACGCGCUGCCGGGCAUCUGCAAAGAAUACGCGCAGCAGCUCGAGUUCAACGGCGAGUACGAGGCUGCGCUCAACAUGUUUACCCGCGCCGCGCCUGGCCCGCCGCCGUCCGGCACCGAGCCAGGCGCACACACUUCAGCCUGCGAGGCCGGCAUGGCCCGGUGCACGCUGCGGCUCGGCGACCUUUCGCGUGGCCUCCAGCUUGUGCUCGGCUCCAACUCGCCGGCGCUCUGCCGCGACGCCGGCGCCAUUCUCGAGUCGAUGAAGCAGUACUCGGAUGCGGCGGUGGCGUACGAGGCCGGCAAGGUGUACGACAAGGCCGUCGCCAUGUACCUAGUCACCAAGUCGUUCGACGCUGCUGGCAAGCUCAUGGAGCAUGUCAAGAACCCACAGCUCCACCUCAAGUACGGCAAGGCCAUGGAGGCGCUCGGCAAGUUCAAGAAGGCCGAGGCCGCGUACGAGGCCGCCCGCGACUGGGUCGGCGUCAUCCGGGUCAACCUCGACAAGCUCGACAACCCAUCCAAGGUCCUGGCCCUCGUCCGCUCGACCAAGUCGGCCGAGGGUGCCAUGCUUGUGGCCGAGCACUGUCGCAAGGUCGGCGACUACGCGUCCGCCAUCGAGUUCCUCCUCCUCGCCGACUGCCGCGAGGAGGCGUACAACCUCGCCGACCGCGAGGGCCAGAUGGACACGUACGCGUCGCUCAUCGGCAACUCGGGCACCCGUGACGAGUAUGCGGCCGUCGCCAAGUUUUACACCGCCGUCGGUGACUCAUUCCGCGCCGGCCAGUUCUUUGCCCGCGCCGACGAUGCCCGCGCCGCCGUUCGCUCGUACCUCGCUGCCAACACCGAGGAGGCGCUGCUGGAGGUCAUCAACUAUGUCGGCAAGCUCCGCGACGACGUUCUCAUUCAUCUCGUCAUCGACGACCUCUCCGGAGCGUCGGGCGGCGAGCCGAAAGACCCCAAGUACAUCUACUGGCUGUACUCGGCGCUGGGCAACUUUGACAAGGUCGCCGAUGUUGCCGUCCGCAUUGCCGCCAACGAGCAGGAACUCGGUAACUACCGCGAGGCGCACCUCAUUCUCCACGACGCCGCCACGCUGCUGCGCUCCAAGGACAUUUCUGUCCCGCACCCACUCGCCCGCGCUCUCAUGCUUGUCCACUCGUACUUGCUCGUCAAGUCACUGGCCAAGAUCGACUCGUCGCGGGUCCUCGGCGCCCGGAUGCUCGUCCGCGUCGCCGCGAGCAUCUCCAAGUUCCCGGCCCACGUCGUCCCCAUCCUCACCUCAACCGUCCUCGAGUGCUACAAGUCAGGCCUCAAGCGGAGCGCGUUCGAGUACGCCACCAUGCUCAUGCGGCCCGAGUACCGCACCAAGCUCAACGACAAGUACCGCAAGCGCAUCGAGGCCAUCGUGAGGCGGCCAGACAAGUCCGAGCCGCCCGAGGAGACCUCGCCGUGCGGAGUUUGCGACGCGCCGCUCGCCAACUCAGAUCUCGACUGUCCGUCGUGCCGGUCGGCGCUCCCGUUCUGCGUCAUGACCGGGACCCACAUCGUCCGUGAAGGCUUGUGUCUCUGUCCGCACUGCGCCUUUGGUGCCCACAAGUCGAUUGUCGCCAAGGGCCUUGUCGCCAAUGGCGGCGCCUGCCCAAUGUGCGGCAACACGUCCGAGCCGUCCGAGUGGCAAGUCCUCAAGAUGGAGGAAGCCCGAAGCUGGGUGCAGGAGUGGGUGCAGUAGUGCGAGGGCUAAAGGCUGUGGAGGCGUAUGUAUGGUCCGAGACUGGCGGCGGC